AACAAGACAUUUCAUAUGUAGCACUACACCUUAACAAUUUCUACCUAUAAUAUAACCCUGUCGUGUAUAUUAAUCAUAAAUCUUUUUCCAUACCCUAUAACUAUAAGUCUAUAUAAUCUAUCUCCACUUUACUCAUUCAUUCAUCAGCAUUGAAAAAAAUGUAUUUCAGAGCUGCGUCACCACACAUGCUGCUAGUGUUAGCAAUAACAAUGGUGGUGGUUAUGCAUGCAAUGGGUGACUCAGCCCAAGAGAAACAGAAAUGUGCGGAAUCUCUGACAGGGGUUGCAACGUGUCUGCCAUAUUUGGGUGGUGAGGCAAAAGCACCAACUGCAGAUUGUUGCAGUGGUCUCACACAAGCCAUGAAGAGCAACAAGAAGUGUAUCUGCGUUAUUCUCAAAGACAGGGAUGAUCCUGACCUCGGUUUGAAGAUUAACAUUACAAUUGCUGUUGGUCUUCCUUCGCUUUGCAAAACACCUGAUAAUCUCUCACAGUGUCCUGCACUUCUGCACUUGGAUCCUAAAUCACCUGAAGCUCAAGCUUUUAAUCAAAAGGGUCAGAACAACAAUGGUGACUCUGCUAGUCCUUCUCCGAGUCCUUCUGCUAGAGCUAGUUCUGAAAAUGGUAGAAACCAGGGGAUAGAUGAAACUGUCACAGGAAAGAAUGGUGCAUCUUAUAAAAGAAAGAGAUUGUUAGAAAGAUUUGUUGCAGCUGCAGUUGCAGGGCUUGUAAUUUUGCUUUUUUGAGCUUAGUUCAGAUGCUACCAAAUAUAGUUUCAGUGAUAAAUAAAUGAGAUUAAUUUGGCUUAUGAUUUGAUAUAAUGGAAAUUGUGGAUGAGAAUGAUUUUGA
Messenger RNA from Vigna unguiculata (cowpea), 846 nucleotides. RefSeq names its product non-specific lipid transfer protein GPI-anchored 14-like. The record is from RefSeq and is a predicted model, not a curated record. NCBI's taxonomy places the organism in Eukaryota, Viridiplantae, Streptophyta, Magnoliopsida, Fabales, Fabaceae.